Trichoderma virens Gv29-8 is the source of this 642-nucleotide messenger RNA. RefSeq lists its product as uncharacterized. The record is from RefSeq and is a predicted model, not a curated record. Lineage: Eukaryota; Fungi; Ascomycota; Sordariomycetes; Hypocreales; Hypocreaceae. The transcript has 3 exons. Bases 1 to 642 code for a protein of 213 amino acids.
AUGGUGAAGCCCUUCAUAGCUUUUCUCUCCCUCUUGGGAAGUCUCGCAUUCGCUGAUGUAGUUGAUCGCGAUCCCUUGGAAUACAUCCCAGCUCCAUCUGGCACUUACAUCCCACCUAAGGAUCCCAGCAUCAGCACAUUGCUAGACUUUGUCAAGUCGCGAGAGGACCUAAGUAUCCUGGCAACAGUGCUAAACGAAUGCGCUGGGUUUAGCGAAGCUUUCGAUACGGCUCCUUCUUGGUCCUAUACCUUCUUCGCUCCUUUAGAUACGGCUUUUAGAAAUACGGGAGCAUACUACUCUACAUUCGCGGCCACUCCAAAGGGUAAAUGGUGGCUUGGAAAUCUACUACAGCACCAUUACGUGCCGAAUUCUCAACUCAUGGUUAAGAACUUCAAUACUACGUACACACGCUUUCAGACUGGGACCUUCCUUUUUGUUGGAGCGCAGAUCAUUGAUGGGAACCUUACCCUGAACAAAGUUGCCAGUGUCACUGAGGCAGAUAUUCCCCUUACGAAGGGUAUCGUUCACAUCGUUGAUCAUUUGUUAGAUCCUUCGGCGCAGAUAUUUGAGGUUGAUUUGGCGAAAACCAGCCAGGGUUUUAUACCGGGAAGCUGCUCAAAUCCAGCUUUACCAUACUGCUGA